This is a messenger RNA of Sitophilus oryzae (rice weevil), 827 nucleotides long. RefSeq names its product 39S ribosomal protein L22, mitochondrial (gene mRpL22). Gene Ontology annotation, cellular component: mitochondrial large ribosomal subunit; ribosome. The transcript has 4 exons. The coding region runs from base 69 to 710 and encodes 213 amino acids. Gene Ontology annotation, biological process: translation; ribosome assembly. The record is from RefSeq and is a predicted model, not a curated record. Lineage: Eukaryota; Metazoa; Arthropoda; Insecta; Coleoptera; Curculionidae. Gene Ontology annotation, molecular function: structural constituent of ribosome.
CCUAAUAGAGUCAUAACCUAACUUUCCAUACUUCAAAAAAAGUAAUAAUUUUAAAAAUAUUUUUAAGGAUGUCUCUAAAAACGCUUGACGCUGGCCUACAACUGAGCAAGAAAUUAUACCAACCCCUUUUUAUUCAAGCACUGGCAAGCUUUCAUAGUACGUCGCAUUUAAAUGUGUGGCAAGCGAAAAAUACACGCGAUGGUCCUGGUAAAUGGCUAGAAUAUAAUAAUAAGGUGUAUCCACCCCAAGGACCCGAUGAAGAGCCCAGACCAGCCUUUGUAUGUCAUCAACGAACAAACAUUAAGUAUAGUCCGUUUAAGAUGUGGUAUAUAGCUUCAUUAGUUAGAGGAAUGGCAGUAGAUGAAGCUGUGAGACAGCUUAAAUUCGUAACUAAAAAGGGUGCUAAGGAUGUUAGAGAAGUUAUAGAAGAAGCAAAAGAGUUGGCGGUUAAGGACCAUAAUGUUGAGUAUGCCAGUAAUAUGUGGGUUGCUGAAUCUUUUGUUGGCAAAGGAAAAGUUAUUAAAGGAAUGCGCCGGCACGGUAGAGGAAGAUACGGAAUUAUUGAAUACGUACAUUGCCAUUACUUUGUCAGGCUUGAAGAAGGAUUACCCCCUGAAAAUUAUUACCUUCACACCCCAAAACAACCCCAAGAGCAAUUAGAAGAUUGGCUGAAACAAAUGCGAAGUAGGAAAAUAAUCGGCUCUUUAUAAUUUCUAGGUUUAACACUUUUAUUUAAUGUAUAAACAAAAUAAAUAUAGAAAAUAAUAUGCUUUCUAAAAGUUUGAACUUAUUAGCUAUAAGUAUAAUAAAUAAUACUUUUCUUUAAC